AAAGAUACUGGCCUCGCCUGUAUCAACCAACUCCAAUAUUAUUAUAUAAACCAACAACCAUUUCUCAGCUCCUCAACUUAUUCUACUUUCUCUCUGAUCAUUUCUAAAAAUCAUAAACAAUUACAUUUUUUAAAAACAAAGUUCCAGCUGGGGAAGAACACAAUCCGACCUGCCUGAACCAGCGACGUAUAUGUACAUUACUACAGUCCUUUGUUGUACCAACUAAGCUAAGAGAAUGAAGUCUUUCGCGGCAAAGGUGGAAGAAGGAGUCAAAGGGGAAAACGGGAAGCCGUCAGUAGGUCCGGUGUACCGGAAUCUUUUGUCGGAAAAAGGGUUUCCUCCAAUAGAUUCUGAUAUCACCACUGCUUGGGACAUAUUCUGUAAAUCUGUGGAGAAAUUCCCUGGCAACAAGAUGCUUGGAUGGCGUCCAAUCGUAGAUAAGAAGGUUGGACCGUAUGUGUGGAAAACGUACAAGGAAGCAUAUGAAGAAGUUCUGCAGAUUGGCUCUGCAUUACGUGCUCUCGGAGCUGAGCCUGGGUGUCGAGUGGGAAUCUAUGGAAUUAAUUGUCCUCAGUGGAUCAUAGCAAUGGAGGCUUGUGCAGCUCACACUCUAAUCUGUGUACCUCUAUAUGAUACAUUGGGUUCUGGAGCCGUGGAUUAUAUCGUUGAUCACGCGGAAAUCGAUUUUGUAUUCGUCCAAGACACCAAGAUUAAAGGGCUUCUUGAGCCAGAUUCCAUAUGUUCUAAACGGCUAAAAGCUAUAGUUUGCUUCACUAAUGUGAGCAAAGAAGAUAGCAUCAAGGCUUCAGAAAUUGGAGUCAAAACGUACUCUUGGCUCGAUUUUCUUCAUAUGGGACGUGAGAAACCGGAAGAGAUUAGUCCACCUAAACCAUUUAACACAUGCACCAUAAUGUACACAAGCGGCACGAGUGGUGACCCUAAAGGUGUGGUUUUGACUCACGAAGCGGUGGCGACUUUCGUUGUUGGGGUGGAUCUCUUCAUGGACCAGUUCGAAGACAAGAUGACACAUGAAGAUGUGUAUCUCUCCUUCUUGCCGCUGGCUCAUAUUCUUGACCGUAUGAAUGAGGAAUACUUCUUUCGCAAAGGGGCUUCCGUUGGCUAUUACCAUGGAGAUUUGAAUGUGUUACGUGAUGACAUUCAAGAAUUGAAACCAACUUAUCUAGCUGGAGUUCCAAGAGUGUUCGAGAGAAUUCACGAGGGUAUUCAAAAGGCUCUUCAGGAACUUAACCCUAGAAGGAGAUUUAUCUUCAAUGCUCUCUACAAACACAAGCUUUCAUGGUUGAAUCGUGGAUACUCGCAUAGCAAAGCUUCACCCAUGGCUGAUUUAAUUGCUUUCAGAAAGAUUAGAGACAAAUUGGGAGGUCGAAUCCGGUUGCUAAUAUCUGGAGGAGCACCUUUGAGCCCUGAGAUUGAAGAGUUCUUGAGAGUUACUUGUUGUUGCUUUGUCCUCCAAGGCUACGGUCUGACGGAGACGCUUGGAGGAACGGCUUUGUGUGUACCGGAUGAGAUGUGUAUGUUAGGGACAGUCGGUAUACCGGCGGUUUACAACGAGAUAAGGCUUGAGGAGGUGGCUGAAAUGGGCUACGACCCACUCGGUGAAAAUCCAGCGGGCGAGAUCUGUAUAAGAGGAAAAUGUUUGUUUUCUGGAUAUUACAAGAACCCCGAGCUUACUGAUGAAGUCUUGAAAGACGGAUGGUUCCAUACAGGAGAUAUAGGUGAGAUUCAACCAAAUGGGGUGCUCAAGAUAAUUGAUCGUAAAAAGAAUUUAAUUAAACUUUCUCAAGGAGAGUACGUUGCUCUUGAGAACUUGGAAAACAUCUACGGUCAAAACUCUCUUGUCCAAGAGAUAUGGGUUUAUGGAGACAGCUUCAAAUCAAUGCUUGUCGCGGUGAUUGUUCCAAACCCUGAAGUCGUGAACCGGUGGGCUAAAGAUCUCGGUUUAAAUAAACCAUUCGAAGAACUAUGUUCUCUCACGGAGUUGCAAGAACACAUCAUUUUAGAACUGAAGUCCACGGCAGAGAAGAACAAGCUAAAAAGGUUUGAGUACAUCAAAGCAGUGACGGUGGAGAUAAAACCUUUCGACUUAGAGAGAGACUUGGUGACUGCGACGCUCAAGAAUAAGAGGAACAAUCUUCUCAAGUAUUAUCAGGUACAAGUCGACGAGAUGUACCGAAAAUUGGCGUCCAAGAAAAUCUGAAAGUAUUACGAUGAUGUGUGCGUCCUAAUAUAUAUUGAUAAUAAUGUUAUAUAUAUAUAUAUAUGUAUCAAUAAUUGAUCGGAAUGAGCCUUAUGUAAUGUUGUAUUUACAUUCUAUGUUGAAUCACUUGCAUCAUAAUUAUUAGUAUUUUUUUCUUUUCGUUUC
This is a messenger RNA of Brassica napus (rape), 2383 nucleotides long. RefSeq names its product long chain acyl-CoA synthetase 1. Gene Ontology annotation, cellular component: membrane; endoplasmic reticulum. Gene Ontology annotation, biological process: wax biosynthetic process; fatty acid metabolic process; cutin biosynthetic process. The record is from RefSeq and is a predicted model, not a curated record. Lineage: Eukaryota; Viridiplantae; Streptophyta; Magnoliopsida; Brassicales; Brassicaceae. Gene Ontology annotation, molecular function: long-chain fatty acid-CoA ligase activity. The transcript has 18 exons. The coding region runs from base 236 to 2218 and encodes 660 amino acids.